Molecule: messenger RNA, 1236 nt
Organism: Pseudoliparis swirei
Lineage: Eukaryota; Metazoa; Chordata; Actinopteri; Perciformes; Liparidae
Gene: polr2c
Product: RNA polymerase II subunit C
Exons: 9
Coding region: 340-1053 (237 amino acids)
Biological process (GO): DNA-templated transcription
Cellular component (GO): RNA polymerase II, core complex
Molecular function (GO): DNA-directed RNA polymerase activity; protein dimerization activity
Source: RefSeq, a predicted model, not a curated record
AGUCACUGAGUGUCGGUCCGGAGCGCGGAGUGGCGCCGGGCAGCCAUUCUUCCUCCGCUGCUCCGGGACCUGAACGUUACAUUAACAUGUUGAAUAACCGCGCUGCGGGGCUAAAGCUACGCGGACGGCAUCAUGCCGUCUGCAUCUGAGACUCUACGUAAACAGCGUCGGUGUGGAGGCAACGAGGCGACGUGAGGUGCUCUCUGAAAGCAUCGCUCCGUUAUACCGAGGACAGUGUGCCGACUGGAGGGAGGAAACCGGGACAUCCACUCGCUCUCGCGGGCUGCUUUGGUGUUUAGGAAGGACCGGAAGGUGGCCAACUCCAUCCGCCGUGUGUUCAUGUCGGAAGUCGCCACCAUAGCGAUCGACUGGAUCCAGAUCGACGCCAACUCCUCGGUGCUGCACGACGAGUUCAUCGCUCACAGAGUCGGUCUCAUUCCGCUCACAAGUGACGACAUCGUGGAUAAGAUGCAGUAUUCUCGGGACUGCACCUGUGACGACUUCUGUCCGGAGUGUUCCGUGGAGUUGACGCUGGACGUCCGGUGCACCGAGGACCAGACGCGCCACGUGACCUCGCGCGACCUUUUGUCCAACAACCCCAGAGUCAUCCCGGUGACUUCCAGGAGUCGAGACAACGACCCCAACGACUACGUGGAACAAGAUGACAUCAUCCUGGUGAAGCUGCGUAAGGGCCAGGAGCUCCGGCUCAGGGCGUACGCCAAGAAGGGCUUCGGCAAGGAGCACGCCAAGUGGAACCCCACGGCGGGGGUGUCCUUCGAGUACGACCCGGACAACGCGCUGAGGCACACGGUGUUCCCCCGACCCGAGGAGUGGCCGAAGAGCGAAUAUACCGAGAUCGAGGAGGACGAGGUUGAGGCGCCCUACGACCCCAACGGGAAGCCGGAGAGGUUCUUCUACAACGUGGAGUCGUGCGGCUCGCUGCGGCCCGAGACCAUCGUGAUGUCGGCGCUGGCCGUCCUCAAGAAGAAGCUCAGCGACCUUCAGACGCAGCUGAGCCACGAGAUCCAGAGCGACGUGCUCACCAUCAACUGAAGCCCAACGGAACCGGACCCGGUUCUGUGGCUGUGAACUUAAACUAUUGGAAUAUUGUUUUGUAGAAUGUUACUUUUUAAAUGUAUCUGUCCGUUUUGUAAUCUGCGUUUGGGAGUUCUUGUAAUUUGGUUUAAACUCAAAACUUUCAAACACCUGGAAAUAAAAGUUGCAAAAGAAAACAAA